Messenger RNA from Anolis carolinensis (green anole), 6320 nucleotides. It is a transcript of the gene runx2, whose product is annotated as RUNX family transcription factor 2. Lineage: Eukaryota; Metazoa; Chordata; Lepidosauria; Squamata; Anolidae. Bases 405 to 1724 code for a protein of 439 amino acids. Gene Ontology annotation, biological process: ossification; neuron differentiation; hemopoiesis. The record is from RefSeq and is a predicted model, not a curated record. Gene Ontology annotation, molecular function: RNA polymerase II cis-regulatory region sequence-specific DNA binding; DNA-binding transcription factor activity, RNA polymerase II-specific; ATP binding. The transcript has 7 exons. Gene Ontology annotation, cellular component: nucleus.
CUUCUGGAUACCAGGAAGGACCUUACCACGGGCCUUUUGUCAGACUUUCAAAAGGGGGAGGAAAGAAAAAGCCACAGUGCUGGGCAGUCCCACUUUACUUGACUACUAUGAUGUCACCAACCACAUGAUUCUGUCUCUCCAGUAACAGUGCUUGCAAAAAAAGGGAUUUUUAAAGCUUUUGCUUUUUUGGAUUGUGUGAAUGCUUCAUUUGCCUCACAAACAACCACAGAACCACAAGUGCGGUGCAAACUUUCUCCAAAAGGACACAGCGAGAAGCCUUUGGUUUUUAAAUGGUUAAUCUCAACAGGUCACCAGCAGCCACUGAGACCAACAGAGUCAUUUAAGGCGUCAAGCAGUUUUUGCACCAGAAGAUAAUCGCACACUGUGUGGCAGAGGGGAGAGCUAUGGCAUCAAACAGUCUCUUCGGCUCAGUGACACCUUGUCAACAAAACUUCUUCUGGGAUCCCAGCACCAGCCGGCGGUUCAGCCCCCCGUCGAGCAGCCUCCAGCCUGGGAAGAUGAGCGACGUCAGCCCCGCGGCGGGCCAGCAGCAGCAACAGCAGCACGCGCACCCGCACGCGCCGCACCCGCACUCGCAGCAGCAGCAGCAGCAAUCCCAGCAACAGCAGCAGCAGCAACACCCCGAGGCAGCAGCCGCCCCCCGGCUCCGCCCGCACGACAACCGCACCAUGGUGGAGAUCAUCGCCGACCACCCGGCCGAGCUGGUCCGCACCGACAGCCCCAACUUCCUCUGCUCCGUUCUGCCCUCGCACUGGCGCUGCAACAAGACGCUCCCGGUGGCCUUCAAGGUGGUGGCCUUAGGAGAAGUCCCUGAUGGGACUGUGGUCACCGUCAUGGCUGGAAAUGAUGAAAACUAUUCUGCCGAACUCAGGAAUGCCUCUGCUGUAAUGAAGAACCAAGUGGCACGGUUUAAUGACCUGAGAUUUGUGGGCAGAAGUGGAAGAGGAAAGAGCUUUACUUUGACAAUCACAGUCCUUACAAAUCCUCCUCAAGUUGCUACGUAUCACAGAGCUAUAAAGGUGACAGUAGAUGGACCAAGAGAACCAAGGAGGCACAGACAGAAGCUUGAUGACACUAAGCCUAGUUUGUUCUCAGAGCGUCUCAGUGAUUUAGGGCGCAUCCCUCAUCCCAGUAUGAGAGUAGGGGUCCCGACUCAGAGCCCACGGCCCCCUCUGAACUCUGCACCAAGCCCUUUUAAUCCACAAGGACAGAGUCAGAUUCCAGGUGCUUCAGAGCUGGGCCCAUUUUCAGAUCCCAGGCAGUUUACAAGCAUUUCAUCCCUCACUGAGAGCCGCUUCUCCAACCCACGAAUGCACUAUCCAGCCACCUUUACUUAUACACCGCCAGUCACCUCAGGCGUAUCAUUGGGUAUGUCAGCCACCACUCAUUACCACACGUACUUACCUCCACCUUACCCAGGCUCUUCCCAAAACCAAAGUGGACCAUUCCAGACCAGCAGCACUCCAUAUCUCUACUAUGGCACAUCGUCAGGAUCAUACCAGUUCCCCAUGGUGCCAGGGGGGGACCGCUCCCCCUCCAGAAUGCUUCCUCCCUGUACCACCACCUCCAACGGCAGCACGUUAUUAAACCCUAACUUGCCUAACCAGAAUGAUGGUGUGGAGGCUGAUGGAAGCCACAGCAGUUCCCCAACCGUCUUGAAUUCUAGCGGCAGAAUGGAUGAGUCUGUGUGGAGGCCAUACUGAAAUGUUCUCUCUCCGUGGGCUAAAGUCUGUGAGCCAAAGCAAACAAACAUCUGUCCGCUAAUUAUAAAGUGCCUGUUGUGAGUUAUUUUAGUUUUGUUUGAUACUGUUGAUAUGUGCACCUAUGUAGCUGGGAUGCUAACAGCUAAUAAUAUACAUACAACAUGAUAAUGACCUUCUAUAUGAUAGCUCUGGUGCAUCAAAGCACAUUUCAUGUUUCUCUUGGGAAUAUGUAUAUGGGUUCUAUACAAUUCAGUACAAGAAGAUGUCCAUUCUCUUCGGAUUCUUGCAAAAGAAAUCUAUUAGCAAGUUCCUUUGCCAAGAGAGAAGAUAUGGAUUCCUGCCAAAUGUCAAGAAAGUCUUAGCUUCAAAAUAACCAUGUAAAAACAAAGUCCCUUGAAUUUCAGGUACAGUUGAAAUCAUACUAUAGACCGGUCCCCUGUGCAAGCACUGUGCAAUUCACUAUCUAUGUUUGUACACAGAAGGGAAAAUAGAGCUUCUAUUUAUACCAUAAUAUCUCCUCCUUACAGUAACCUUUUAGUCAUCUUAUCCAUGCCUUGCAACAGAAGAAAUAAGAGAAGUUUUAAGGCGCAGGACUGAUUUUGUACUGAAAGAGCAUCCUACAUGGUACCAAGAUAGGCUUGUUUGUUUCAUCUUCUGCAUUUUUGCCUUACUUAACCAAAAAAAUGGGGGUUUAGGGGAACCCCUAAAAUUAAAAUGAACCUUGGUUCCUAUGCAAGUAGCAAAAGAUAAUGGCAAUAUAUCUUUCUGAAACCAAAACAUUAUCAGUAGUAUGUGUAUUUGGCUAUCUUGUUUUAUUUUAUUAAGUUAUAAAUAUGUAAAAUUAGGAUUAUUUGCAAAAAAAGUGAAUUGUCAUAUAAUUUUAAAGAAAUAUUUAUAAUUAUUUAAUUAUAUUUGGUCCCUUUAAAGUUUCCUUAAUGUUAUGAUGUGCUGACUUCGGUCUCUAAAAAGUGUUGUUGUUUUUUUCAGUAGUGGCAGCCUUUGGUACAAUAUCUCAAGGCUAUACCUGAACUCUAGUAUAAACCAGAUGCAAUGUGAUUCUUCUUUUUAAAAAAAGCUUUCAACUAAUAAAGUGUAAAGUAUAGCAAUUAUUUUAAAUUAUGAAGACUGUUUAAAUGUUACUGGACAUCUGAUUGCCUAUGGCUUUUUAUUCUGCUGUCAAAAAUGAACUGGAAAGAUAAAUCAAAUAAAGGGAAAGCAUUUGGAUAGAUCCCUCAAUUUUAACAAGUGGAAUCCAUGGCUGGUGUUCUGCUUGCCUUGAAGUUCUUUCUGUCCAUUGUCUGUGUGCAAGCACUCUGGAAGGGUAUCCUACAAGACAGAAGGACAUAGUCUUACAGAAGUGCAUUUUCCUCACGUGUUGAUAUUUUAUGAUGAAAUUUAAACUUUGAAUUUCAGUCAACAUUUGGAACUAACAUUUUAAUCAAGAUUUGGAAAAACUCCUGCAAUACCAAAGAAAGGAGGGCAGGAAAAUUAAGGGCAGAGCACUAAUUUUCCCAAAUAAAAUACUGAUAAUAUUUUCCAGCAAAUUCUUUAUAUUGAUCUCAUAGGUCUUAUCUAGCAUUAAAUGCUAAAGUUAUUAUGCUUCUUGGCAAUGUUUUAAACUAGCCUUUUAAAGAAAUUGCAACCACAGUGUUAAAAAAAAAACAAGUACCUAUGGGCUGCUGCAAGUGUAAUCAACACAGCGCAGGUAACCUUCAUUGAAUGCUCAAUAUGGAAAUCCCCGUAGGGCCGUACACCUGGGUGCACAUUGAAAGACAUUAAUACACCCCUUCCUUGUAUCUUGUAUCACUAGAAGGCUAGCUCUUAUGGGAUGCCUAUUAAAAUCUUUGUUAGCCUUCUCUUUUCCAUAUCAUAGGUAGGCAUGCCAACCAAAUCUCAGAUUGUGCCCCUCUAGACUAAGUAAAGCUUGAUUUUCUAAUUUAACCUAGACCUCAGUGUAAAUGAGUUUGGCACCCCUGCUUUGCAAACACUGUGUUAUCCAGGUGACAAGCAGGAUUAACUGUUUCAGAGAGCUCAUUUGACACCUUUGUCCGUAAACCAGAAACCUGCUGCUUCUAUUCAUACACAGGCUUCAUUUAAGAAGAAUGUGGGGCAAACCAAGCAGGUCAUAGCUUGACUCCCUUAGAAGAAGGUGCCAGCCCCGCAAUCCUUCUAGACAUCACCAUGUUCUCUUUGCACUGGUUUAAUCUCAACUCCAUGCACAAACAAUAUUUUCUUUGAACUGUAAUGUAGCUGGAGCUAAAGAUGUCAAUUUUGGCAAAAAGAAAUGGUGAAAUCUGUUCACAGUGUUACUUGGACAUGUCCGUCUCAUCAUCCAUUGAUUGCUAAGGCAGCCCACCAGAAAACAACCCCUAUCCUCAUGGACCAUUUCUGAAAUUUGAAUACUUUUAAUGUGCUCUUUAGGAAGAGUCUUUGCCUUCUAAAGGUUAUCUGUCAAAUCCUUUCUUGAAAACAAGAGACAAUUUCCUGAUGUAUAGUUUUCCUUCAAAGAUGGAAACUGUUACUGAUCCUAUUUAUUGCUUGUGGUAGCUUGAAGCAUACCUUUGUCCAUUUAUUUGUCUCUGUAAAAAUAACUUUGUUCAUUUCAGCAGCACUUAAAAAGCCAGUAUCUGGUUACACAUUUCAAGCUUUGUUGGAUUUUUGUUUGCUGUUUUUUAGGCAAGCAAAGAAGCAAAGAAGGAAAAAAUGAAAUGAACUUUCAGUGCAAACGCUGUUGUGUAUUUAAUAAAAGGUACUAUAUUUGUACGUUAUUUUUAUUGCUGAAAAGGGCUUUUUAAAGAUAUGCUAUUUGCAUCUUAAGUACUUUUGUAAGGAUAUUUUGUGUUGGUACAGGGGCUGCAGGCAGCACUCCAAAAACAUUUUAAAAGCAAGCAAGCCACAUGUUCUUGUUCAAUUCAAGUACAACUUUAUAUUUCAUUUUGUUCUGUGCCUACAGCAAUAGUUCUGUAUUUACACAUUUUAAAACUGGAUCAUCUGAGAUUAAAAGCUCAAAUUCUUCAGGUGUGCUGUUUGGUUUGCCCAGAAAUCUUGCCCUUGUCUAUGACUGCACAGUUGAAAUGGUUCAUGUUGUGAGUUUGAAUUAACCUAUAAUUGAAGGGCUGGCAGAAAAGAAUAUUCAUGAGCACGUUUGAUAAGCACAAGGCCUUUCUCAGUUAUCUCUCAUGUUUAAAUUUACUGUGAGACUUGUUUUGAAAAGAUAUGAAUUCUCAGCAGGGAACUUUUUAUACAGUCAUGUGUGCUUCCUAAUUCCUUUGAUGGCAGUGUAGAAAUACAUAGAUAAAUACAUAGAUACAUACAUAAAAAUAAGUUACAAAUGACUUAAGGUCCUAAGUCUGCAUGUUGUCAACUGAUAAUUAUAUUAUUACUCAUGUACAUCACACAUUUUAAUAGCUCUCCCCUUCAGAAGGGACUGUAUGAAGAUAUCUGCAAGGCACAGUCAUGUGGACUGUGAUUAUUUUGUCAAGUAUGGGGAUUUUUUUUUACAAGAGGACAUUUUGAUUUAUUUUACAGAAUCAGUGCUAUAAACCUGUAUGUGCAAAUCUCCAAAACCAUACCAAAUAUUUAUUUGUAGGGAGCAAGAGUUAAUGUCCUUAGAUAACAUGCAGAAUCUAGUACCAGCUAUGGGUGGACCUCCAGUUAAAGUAAGUGAGAAAUCAGGGCCUCUCGUGCCCUUUCAAACUAAUUUGAGGCAGGACUCCCUUUAGCGCAGUGGUCCUCAACCUGUGGGUCCCCAGUGUUUUGGUCUACAACUCCCAGAAAUCCCAGCCAGUUUACCAGGUGUUAGGGUUUCUGGGAGUUCAAGGCCGAAACAUCUGGGGACCCACAGGUUGAGAACCACUGCUUUAGCAACAAGCUUGCUGCCAAUAGCCAUCUCCUGAGUAUGGCCUGCCCCACUGCCUUGUCCAGAAGGGGAUUUAUAUUUUUUUUGCACUGUCAGAUUGACCAGAAUGCUGCUUCACAUCCCAGUUGGAGUCUGCUAUUUCUGGAAACUUAAUAUAUCAGGAGUUACAAAAAAAAAGCCAUGAACAAAAGCAAUAAUUAAAAGUAAUGUAAAGUGUGUACAAGCCAUGAAUAAAGAAAAAGAAAUGCUGUUUUCUAAUCUUUAAACUUUCUCGGACACAUUUCAUUUCAGCAUGUUCUGUCUGAUAUUUUAGCCAUUCUUUCUUGUUGCAAUACUUUUAAAUAGAUGACCCAGAAAUCAUAUUUUACAGUAAUUUUUGUUUUUAUAGGUACACUAAGCAACAUUCCACAUUAUUAUGUUUUGCCUACAUAUGAUUUACCAGUCUUGAAUUUCUGCUGAAACAAAAUAUUUGUAGCAUUUCCUGUAAAUACCAGCUUUAAUUUCUGAUUUCCUCCCAAUUGUUGUUGCCUAAGAUUUACUUUUUAUGCACAUAUUGUACAAACACAUUUUUCUUUGUGCCGCAGACAGUGAUUGUGGAAGGGUUUACUUUAUCUUCAAGGGAACUAUUUGUAUUGUAUGUUGCAACUGUAAAUGGAAUUUGUUUGGCAUUCUCUCAUGAUUGUAAUAUUAAUUUUGAGGUUUGAAUCUCAUUUUCAAUAAAAAUGGCUUUUUGUUAA